Drosophila gunungcola (fruit fly) is the source of this 4583-nucleotide messenger RNA. RefSeq names its product RRP12-like protein. The coding region runs from base 86 to 4270 and encodes 1394 amino acids. The transcript has 10 exons. The record is from RefSeq and is a predicted model, not a curated record. Lineage: Eukaryota; Metazoa; Arthropoda; Insecta; Diptera; Drosophilidae.
CGGUCGCGCGGUCACACUAGUUCGCACGUGUUGCGAUUUGUUUUUUUUUAUUGGCUACUUUCUUUAAGCAAUUCCCGCGUGGAUCAUGGGCAAAUUCCGGUCGAAGCUGAAGCGUCAUGGCAAGGGGAAGACGUGGAGCAAGGGCCAGUCGGCCACCUCCAAUCCCGACCAGAUGAAGCACCGCCUGAAGGCCAAGUCGCGUUUCUUCCAGCCCAAUUUGAGUUUGGCAGCGGCUGCCACGCCCACUGGCCUCACUCUGGAGGCGGUCCACAAGCACGAGCAGAGACAGGCUUUCAAUGCGGAAACCACGACAGUGAACGAUGUGGCCGGCAGUUUGAGGAGCUUCAAACUGGACGACGAAGAUGAGGGCAUGUCCGGAUCUGGGACCGCUCCCACGGGCACCUUCAAGACCUUCCAGACCUUCGCCUCCAACUACAGCAGCUGCAGCAACACCAGCUUCCGCAAACUGCUCACCGGCUUCCGGGCCUCCUCCGAUCUGCACAAGGAGAUGCUGGCCAUCCUCAGCGCCCUCACCGAGAUCAUCCGCGAGAACGGCGGCGGCGAGUCGUCCACCGAGUACUUUCUGCUCCUCAUGGAGCAGAUCGAGGCCGCCACCGAGGAGCGGGACAUCGUGGCCGGCGUGGCGCUGCUCUCCAUGGGCAUCAAGUCGGUGCCAGCUCCUGUGCUGAGGAAGCGGUUCGCCCAGACCGCCGCCACCAUGCAGACGCUGCUCCAGCGGUUCGUGGACGCCACCAACCAGUCGGUCAUCCGAUAUGUAAUCGGCUGCCUGUCCGUCCUGCUGCGUGCCCAGGAUUAUGCGACAUGGACAUACAGCUCCACGUUCCAGUACUUCGAUGCCCUGCUGGCGUUCAGCAUUCACUCCAAGCCGAAGAUCCGCAAGGCGGCCCAGCAUGCGGUGGUGUCCAUCAUCCACGGCAGCUGCUUCAUGCUGCCGCCUGUGAAGUCCGAGGAGGAUCCGGAUCAGGAUCAGAAGGCGGCGGUGGAUCAGGCCAAGGUGAAGCACCAUCCGGCCAGCAAUCGGGUGACCAAGUUCUGUCUGGCCCAGUUCAAGCCGGAGGUGCUGGCCAAUGCCCAGACGACGGUGCUCCACACGCUGGCGCUGCUGAAGGACACACUAUCCGGCUUCCGGACGGAGGACAUACGCAGUGUUUGCGAGCAUCUGCUCUCCAUUAUGACGGCGGCCAAUGUGCUGGUCCGCACGAACUGUUUCCAGGCGCUGCAUGCCCUCUUCCUCACGCGCAGCCCCAACUUGAAUGCCUCACUGUGCGCCAAGCUGCUGGCGGCCAUCCACGAGUACCGGCCGGACAGGAGCGAUGUCCGGCAGACGCUCGCCUGGGUGACCGUGCUGAAGGAGGGCCACCUCCAUUUGGCCAACCUGCAGCUGGAUCUGUGCAUGCAGGCCCUGCCGCGCCUCAUCGACGUCUGCACCACGGAUCUGUGGCUCUCGGAGCGAACGGAGCUGGUUGUGGGCGUCUCGAACUGCAUCAAGGAGUUGCUGCAGGACUGCGUGGCCCGGGCAUGUGCCACGCCGGAGGAGGCGCAGCGAAACCGGCAGAGUGUGGCCAGGAUUAUCGCUUCACUGCACAAGGUCCUAAACGCUCCCUUUGGGGAGAUCUCCAAAUACGUCAUCCUCAUCUUCUCCAUUGUUUUUGAGGCAUGUGGCAAACAAUUCGGUUCGGAACUCACACCCUCGCUGCUGACGAUCUCCAAGCGGUACGACAGCCAGAGCGGCCAUCGCCUGCAGAUCGAACACACCUUGAUCAGCGCCAUCAAGGCCCUGGGACCCGAGCUGAUCCUCACGGCGAUCCCCCUCGGCGAUGGCAGGGGCGGCAUGCAGCUGGAGCGCUCCUGGCUGCUGCCCCUGCUGCGCGAGGGCGCCAACGGGGCCAGCCUGCAGUUCUUCAGGGAGAAGAUCGUGCCGCUGGCCAUGGACUGCCAGCAGAAGUGGAAGGAGUUCAGCGAGGCGAAGAACAAGUCGUCGUCGCACAUCUACGAGCUGCUGUGCUGCCAGCUGUGGGGCCUGUUCCCUGGCUUCUGUCGCCAGCCGAGGGAUCCGGAAUACCUGCGUCAGCUGGCACCCACUUUGGGCGCCGCUCUGGAAAAGAAUCCGGAGUUCAGGCCACCCAUCUACGAUGGUCUGAUGGAGCUGCUCGACGACAGCCAGAGCGCUGAAUGCCAUCAGGCCAUUGGCCUGUAUGCCAAGAACUUUCUGCCACGCCUCUUCAAUAUCUACACACAAAAGCCGAGUGGCACUUACGAGGCCGAUCAGCGGAAGCAUGUCCUGGACGUCAUCCGUUUGUAUAUCUCCCGGGCUCCGGCCGAAGUGCAGCAGCAGCUCUUCGAAAACUCGCAAGGGCAGUUGGCAGCCAGUGCCGUGGCCAGCUUUGAAUACGAUGCCCUGUUUGAUAUUAAUGCCGCCAUUGUGCGGGUGCAAAAGUGCCGGGGAAUCGAAACCUAUUUCGAGAAGUAUAUGGCACCCGUUCUGAGAAACGAUAAAUCCAAAUUGGUGGCCAAGGAUGAGCAGAAACUGAAGAAGCAGCAGAGGAAGACCUACGAACUCCUGCGGGAAUUAAUGACCUCGGAGCAGGCAUCGUGCCAAAAGUUCACCCGCAAGAACAGUAUCGCCCUGCAGCAGAUACUCCUCGAGGCCUUCGCCACCAGCUGCAGCGUUUGCCAGGCCUCGCGAUUGUACUGCCUGAAAUCCCUGAUGGAGUGCCGCAGCAAUCUGGUGUACAACGACCAGCUGGUCAUGAAGGCCAUUCCCGAGGCGGUACUCAACUAUAAGGAGUUCUCCACGCGCAAGGAGCAGGUGGCCGAGCAGCUUAUCAAAUCGAUCACACAACUCUACCAGGAUGCGGGCAAGAUCAACGAUUUUGUGGACAUCCUGACGGCUGGAUUCACUGGCGACGAGUCGCUGGUCACGAACACGAUCCUGGCCUUUAGGGCUGUGCUCCAGCAGCAGGGCCAACACUUAACGGUGGCCACUCUCGAGUUUGUCCUGCAACAGGUCUCCGUUUUCCUCGUCCAAAAGUCACGCAAUCAAUCGGAGGCAGCCGUUGCCUUCCUGAUCACAUUCAUCAAGGUGAUGCCCAUACCGCUGGUGUCCAAUCAUCUGGAGACGAUUAUGCGCGCCCUGUCUGCCAUGACCAAGGACACGAAGCGCUACUGUCGCAUUCAGAUUGGUUACUUUCUGAAGAAGCUCUGCAAGCGCUUUAGCACCGAGGAGCUGGCACGCUUUGUACCCGGCGAUGAUGAUGUGACCCACCGGCGGCUCAAGAAGAUCCGCAAACAGAUGCGCCGGGAUACGCGCAAGAAGCAGAACGAGGAGGCCCAGGCGGAUAGCUCCGAUGAGGAGCUGGGUGGCGGACUGGAGCAGAAGAGCUAUACCAUUGAUGAUAUUCUGGCUGACUCCGACUCGGAUCUGCCCGAGGAUAUGGACGCCGAGGAAGAGGGCGGAGCGGGAGGAGCGGCCGCUGCUGCUGCUGGCAAGCGAAGCAAAAAAUCCAAGCAGCAGAAGAGCACCUACAUUCGCGAGGAUCCCGACGAGAUUGUCGAUUUGGCCGAUCUCAAGUCCAUUGGCAAUGUGUUGACCAGUGGCUCCGCACAAACGGCAGCCACCGCCAAGAGCCUGAAGACGAAGCCGCAGCUGGCGAACGGAGGCUUCAAGACCGCCGACGAUGGCCGCCUGAUCAUCAGCGACAAGGCACUGCGCGGCCAGGGUGGCAAGGAUGAGUCCGAUUCCGACUCCGAUUCCGAUGCAUCGAUGGCCGAUGGCACGGCGGCCAAGGAGCCGAAGGCCAAGCGCGGCAUGGAGGACGAUUCCAGCGACGAGGAGGAACUGCAGCAGCAGCAAUCGGUGGCUGCCAAGCGGACACGCAAGGGCGGCGAUGCGAUGAGCACCAAAUCCGGCAAGACCACCGCCAGCAGUCGCUACACAGCCGGUGGCAAGGGCAUCCAUCGACAUCUGGCGGCUGGUGGCAACUCAGAUGCAAUGUCCGUGAAGUCAGGAAAGUCCGCCAGUCGACCGGCGGGCAAUGAAUACAGCAGCAAAAAGGCCAAGGGCGAUAUGAAGAAGCGCGGACAACUGGAUCCAUAUGCGUAUAUACCACUGACAAGGAAUAACCUCAACAAGAGAAAACGUUCAAUGAACUCGCGGAAAUUCAAGAGUGUUUUACGAGGAGCUGGCGCCGAAACUGGAGGAGCUGGAGGCGGUGGCGGUGGCGGCCGGGUUUCCAAGAAAUACAAAUAGUUUGGAGAGUCAGGCCACUAAAUAAACUGGAUAAUAAAGCUAUAGAGAUAUAGAGAUACCUAUAUAAUAACAACGGGAUAGUGCGGACGGCUGGCUGAUAAGCAAGCUAAGACGUUGGGUAUUAUUUCCCUUGUUACCUUGCUUAAAUAUAUAAAUAUAAUUAAUAACGUACGCAUGUGGAGACGUUGUAAAUGCCAGAGAUAAAGUUAAAAAGAAAACGGAAUAGUCAUGUGUUAAAUGAGAACAGCUUCUUUAACUGUUGAGUUUUACAGACUUUAAGUUUAAAUAAAGAAUUUUCAAAGCAAAACAAUAA